Molecule: messenger RNA, 2062 nt
Organism: Cuscuta campestris
Lineage: Eukaryota; Viridiplantae; Streptophyta; Magnoliopsida; Solanales; Convolvulaceae
Source: the annotation of a GenBank genome assembly
CAAUCUGGGAGCUCGACGGCGUCUCCAGUCUCAUAUCUCGGUGCGACGGCGCCUCUCUGUGCGACAAACUUCUCUCUCGCUCCUGCCGCGUUUAGUUUUCUAGCGGCGGCGAUCUGAUCUGACGGUGGCGGCGCGAUCUGAAAUGGCGCGGCUUCGCGGCGGCUCCUCAACGUGGCGACGGCGGAUCUCCUCUGCGUGCAGCUACUUCGACGGCAGCGGUGGUUUGCUCACCCUCUCUCGACAGCGGAAAUCUGCGGUGAACUCAGCGAGCGGCGGCGGCGGUAAUCCCUGCCUGCUGCGAGAUCUCACCCCCUCCGAAGAAGAACAGGGUCAACAGUCCAGUGGGCAAAACCGAGACCCUUCUGAAGGCUUCCAUUUGAAGAAAGUUGAGGUGGGGGAUGUGGUCAGAAUACCGGCAGAAGGGGUUUCAAAUCUUGAAGAGGAGUGGGGGUUCUGCCUUGUGGGCUGUUUCACAGGCCGGUUUCCGGGCAUCAAAGCCAUAGAGGGGUUGAUCUCCUCAUGGCAUUUAGAGUGCAAGCUCCAUCCUCACGAAAAAGGCUGGGUGAUCUUCCAGUUUUUGAGUGAUGAAGACCGUAGAAAAGUUCUCCAUAAUGGGCCGUACGUCCUCUAUGGUAAGACCCUUUUACUGCGCAUUCUUCCGGAAGGGUUUCGCUUUGAUUUUGAUGCAUUUAUGACGGUCGAUGUGUGGGUUAAAUAUGUUGAUGUGCCUUUGCAAUUGUGGAAUCCUGUUGCCUUCGAGUGCUUGGGGUCUAGAGUGGGAACCCCCAUACGCACCGACGGAGGAACGAAAAAUAAGGGAAGGUUGAGCUAUUGUAGAAUGUUGAUUCGGGUUGACAUGUCUAAGGAGCUCCCUACGUCCUUUGUGGUUUCUCUCCCUGAUGGAGAAGAAUUUACUCAAAAGGUUGUAGUGGGAACCCCCAUACGCACCGACGGAGGAACGAAAAAUAAGGGAAGGUUGAGCUAUUGUAGAAUGUUGAUUCGGGUUGACAUGUCUAAGGAGCUCCCUACGUCCUUUGUGGUUUCUCUCCCUGAUGGAGAAGAAUUUACUCAAAAGGUUGUGUACGAAGGCCUUCCAAACUAUUGCUUUCAUUGUAAAAAGUUUGGCCACAACCAAUUGAGUUGUAGGGUUAUCCGAGCCCUAAACCACAGAAAAUCCGGGAAUUAUUUUGACAAGCGUGAUGGAAACAACUUGGGGAAGGAUGACUCGGUAAGGAAAGGGGCUGUUACUCCUGGAGUUCCUGCCACUGCCAAGCCGAGAAGAAGAAGGAGAAGAUCCAAGCGAAAGGCGGGAAGCGGACCUAAGGCCUUGGGCAGUCAUGCCACGUCCACUCCUACUACGCUUCCUUCCUCAAAUGACAAGAAGAUGACGGUCAGGACUGUGGGAAAUGGUGCUGAACCAACUGCCCAACCCGUGACCCAUGUAGAGGAUGGUGAGGCUUGCUCUUCCACCACCAUUCCGAAGGUUUCUCCUGACCCUAGUGUGGUAUCAAAGUCCACGGCCAAGGCUGCCAGUAAGGUGGAAAAAGUGGAUGCUAAAGCUAUGGGAGACGAAGCUCCAGCUUCAAACCAAAAACUGCAGCAACCCAAGGAAAAGAAGAGCUUGAAUGGAAAACAGCCCGGCACUGUGGGCGACGAUGACCAGCUCAUUGGCACCUCCUCCACCCCUACGCAUGUUGAGCAAGCUGCCCAAGCAAACUCCAAGGUAGGGGCGUCCAACACAGAGAAGGGAAACAAGCCAACUGGAGCGGCCAAGAAGGUAGACGAGACCACCACAGAGAACCCACCAAAAAAGACACCGUGGCGAGUCAAGCUGGACAAGCAAAGGGAAGAAUGGCUCGAUCGACUACUCAGCCAAGCUAUGGAUAGAGUGGACAGAUCAGACCUUGGACUACCUAAGCUUGCGCCGCCGAACUUCGAGAGCUCAUUGCAAGCAACCCUCCUUGUUUGAGGGACGCCUAUGGAGCUCUGGUGGAUGUAAAAGAGUACGUGUACUGGGAAAGAUUGAUGAAAGCAUGUGGACAAAUCAAAUAGUCUAGGCUUU